AUGAAAUUGAGGUAAAUUCAAUAUUUGUUUUCUUAAUACCAUAUUGGAAAAUUAUUCAAAUUGGAAAGAAUAUUUACAGAGGAAGAUGUAAGAAAUUACGCCAAUCUCAUUAAAGAUUUCAAUCCUAUUCAUCUUGAUAAAUAAGCUGCUUCUUAAUCCAUCUUUAAGGAACGAGUUGUUCAUGGAAUGUUAUCAGCAAGCCUUUUCUCUACGUUGGUGGGUACUAAUUUUCCUGGGUGCAUUUAUUUAGAGCAAACUAUAAAUUUUAAAGCUCCAAUAUUUCUUGAUGAGUAAAUAUUAGCUUAAGUGCUAAUACAAGAUAUCAAGCAUACAAAAGGAAGACAAAUUUUGAAAUUGAAUACUACUAUUGAAAAAAUGGAUUAGAAAAUUGCAGUAACAGGAUAAGCAACAAUUUUAAUUAAUUGA
This is a messenger RNA of Paramecium octaurelia, 426 nucleotides long. Lineage: Eukaryota; Ciliophora; Oligohymenophorea; Peniculida; Parameciidae. The record is from the annotation of a GenBank genome assembly.